This is a messenger RNA of Cladophialophora immunda, 1881 nucleotides long. RefSeq lists its product as uncharacterized. The coding region runs from base 319 to 1881 and encodes 520 amino acids. Gene Ontology annotation, molecular function: acid phosphatase activity. The record is from RefSeq and is a predicted model, not a curated record. Gene Ontology annotation, cellular component: fungal-type cell wall. The transcript has 4 exons. NCBI's taxonomy places the organism in Eukaryota, Fungi, Ascomycota, Eurotiomycetes, Chaetothyriales, Herpotrichiellaceae.
AAUGGAGAUACAAAGUCCGAGCCAAACAUCAAUUUGCUCUUGGUCCUUUUGCCGAAAUCCAUGAGUUGUCUGUUUCACAAACACUGAACCCCAUAUUCAUAUACUCUGUCUGCAAGUUGCCUCCCACGAGCACCGCCAGUGGGACACUUUUCUUGCUUUGACCAGAAUAUCUUCGCUUUUGAAUUCCCUGUGCAAUGCGGGAGGGUUGUCCAGGGAUGCACAGUUGAACGGUGAGAUUGGAAACAGCAGCAAGCGACAACACCGAGGACCAGCGAAUCUCCUAAGAACCAAUUCUGGAGACACAAUAUCUCUCGCCUGAUGAAUCUGGUGAUGAAAUCACCAUCAGGAUCAAAUCUGCUUCCUAUGCCUUCGACGACUUUCAAACUCGAGCGACGCCGGGGCUCUAGGAGGUUCUCCCAGCAGAAGUUGUUCUUGGGUACCCUCAUCUUCGUUGCAGCUCUCCUCGCCUUUCCUCUCCUGCGACAUGUACGAGACGACACUUGUUCAGCUUCUCCUUUUCUGCUUCGGGCGGGUCUGUGCAGCACGGUUUUUCAUGCUCUGUGGAACAUAUUCCAUCAUCUAGGUGGAAACGGGCCCUGGAUCCGCAAAUUACACAGUGUUAACUAUUACGAUUCACCCCUACCCAAGAAAUGCUCCGUGGAUCAAGUGCACAUGUUAUCACGGCAUGCUGAACGAUACCCGACAAAAGCAGCUGGCUCUCGGCACAUCGACCUCCUCAGCCGACUUAAGGAUUCGGAGGUGAAUCUCACAGGGUCGCUAUCAUUUCUCAAAGAGUGGACAUAUUUUACGGAUCUCUCCAAUCCCGCGUUCGAGAAUCUAACAGCCACUGGCCCAUAUGCUGGAACACGACAGGCCUCUAACACGGGUAGGGUUCUGCGGCAGCGGUACAACCAUCUUGUAUCCGACGGCCGCAGGACCAAUUUCUGGUCUUGCAGCUCUCCGCGAGAUGUUGAGACCGCAGAACACUUUGCCACUGGAUUCUUUGGCCCAGACUGGAGGUCUGAUGGUUCGGCGGCGCUGGUGGUAAUUCCCGAGGAUGAAGAUCGAGGCGCAAAUACGCUUACCCCGGGAGACACCUGUCUCAAAUACCGCAACGACAAAGAGCACGGUCACGAUCACGGAUAUGCGAAGCUGGCAGAGUGGCAGCGCACAUUCUCCCAAGCCAUCGCCGAGAGACUCGCCAACGAUGCAGAGGGCAUGAUAUUCAGCCCACUUGACGUCUAUGGCAUGAUGGAAAUGUGCGGUUUCGAGAUCCUGGCGAGGGGGAAGAGCCCGUGGUGCGAUGUGUUCGAGCAACACGAGUGGCUCCAAUUCGAAUAUGCGCGUGACUUGUUACACUAUUAUCGAGCUGGCCCCGGUAAUAAGUUUGGUGCCAUAUUGGGUUGGCUGUGGCUCAAUGCAACGCAGCAACUCAUGUCAAACCACUCGUCCCAAGACGUCUAUUUCAGCUUCGUCCACGACGGUGACAUUGUCCCUGCGUUGGCCACCUUGGGAAUCUUUGACGAGUCUUUGGGCCUGGGCCAUCUACCUACUGACCGGCUAGUGACCGAGCGGAAGUGGAAGACAAGUGACGUGGUCCCAAUGGGCGGACGGUUGAUAUUCGAACGUAUAACUUGUGAGACGGAUGGAGGGCUGACCGAAAUAGGGCGAGGGCAUGCCGUCCGGCUCUUUAUCAAUGAUGGGCUGAUUGACUUGGCCAAGUUGACCGACAUGGAUCCAUUCAGCCACGUAGAAGGUGCAGUGUCGCUGGAGAGCUUCCAAACCUCCCUGUCCAUCAAAGGGACACAGCUGGGGAAGUUCCGAGAGAUCUGCUCCUUACCAGACGACGCACCAGAUGGAAUCGAUUUUCUGCAUCAAUAG